Anolis sagrei ordinatus is the source of this 805-nucleotide messenger RNA. It is a transcript of the gene MMAB, whose product is annotated as metabolism of cobalamin associated B. Gene Ontology annotation, molecular function: corrinoid adenosyltransferase activity. The record is from RefSeq and is a predicted model, not a curated record. NCBI's taxonomy places the organism in Eukaryota, Metazoa, Chordata, Lepidosauria, Squamata, Anolidae.
UGGCGUCUCCCCAUCAGGCCCGCCUCCUCACGGCGGCCCUGAAGGGACAAACUUUCCCGGAAAAAAAGCGUUUCCACUCUUUCCCCGUAAUGGCGAAUCAGAUGGGUCUUUUCGGAGUUCGCGUUUGUUUUAAAAGGGCGUUGGCGGCUCAGUUUGGGAUCAGGAACCGCCACGAGGGAGGGGAGAAGCCCAGGCAGGAAGCCAAACUCAAGAUCUACACCAAGACAGGGGACACAGGUUUUUCCAGCACAUUUACUGGGGAACGGAGGCCAAAGGACGACUGGAUAUUUGAUGCUUUGGGUACUUUGGACGAACUCAGUUCAGCCAUUGGAUUGAGUUCUGAAUUUGGGAAGGAAGGAGGUCACUCUUUUGCAGAAGAACUUCAUAAGGUUCAAUGCAGGCUGCAAGAUGCUGGUGCCAACAUCGCGACCCCUGUCUCGUCGGCCCGAGAGGCUCAUUUAAAACGAACUAGCUUCGACGAAAAGCCGGUUUCAGAGCUGGAAAAAUGGAUCGAUGGAUACACUGAUCGGCUUCCUCCCCUGCAGUCAUUCAUUUUGCCGUCAGGAGGAAAAACCGCAGCCGCCCUCCAUUUUUCCAGAGCCGUUUGCCGUCGAGCCGAAAGACGGGUUGUCCCUUUGGUGAAAGCUGGGGAAGCGGAUGCCAACGUGGCCAAAUACCUCAACAGGCUGAGCGACUACCUCUUUGUCUUGGCUCGCUUUGCUGCCCAGCAGGAAGGGAAGAAGGAAUUAAUUUAUGUACGGAAAGAAGAAACUGUGAAAAUAAAUUAAUAUUAUGACAUACUGAA